Physcomitrium patens is the source of this 2059-nucleotide messenger RNA. RefSeq lists its product as uncharacterized. The record is from RefSeq and is a predicted model, not a curated record. Lineage: Eukaryota; Viridiplantae; Streptophyta; Bryopsida; Funariales; Funariaceae.
UCUCACGAGCAAGGGGUUUUCCCCACUGCACCCUUCUCCCAAACCUUCCAGGCUCGUCCUCUCCUGCUGGUUCUGCUUCUUCGGCCUGCUUCCGAUUGUGUCGCCGUUGUCGUCGUCGUGAUGGUAUUCAGCGGCAGAAGGAGUUGAGGAGGAGGGCGGGCUGGAAGGAAUCGAGAGAGCAAUUUGCGGAGGAGAGUAGGUGCUUGUGGAAGUGGUGGAAGUGGUGGGAGUGGUGGUGAUGGCGUGUGCAUCGAGAGGCCAGAGGAGGAGGAGGAGUAAGGAGGAGGCCCACUGACCCCAUGAGCUCGAAGCGGCGCCGGAGGGAAACAGGGGGACAGCGACAUCAGACUGACAUCUAUUUAAACCCCCCCGCGCCCGCUACCGCCAUUGCCUAUUCUUAGCUCGAUCGCUAGCUCACACACCGUGACGCUUGCUCGCUUGCAUGCGCUUGCGUUGUCGCCUGCUGCCUCUCCUUUUUUGGCCUUCCUCCAUUUCCCUCGGAGGGAUUUGGGUGUACCUGCCACUCAAUUCCUGGUUAUCUGGAUCUUUCCGGCUCGCUGACAAAGCGUGAAGGAGGACCUUGUCAGGCGUUGCGCUUGCCUGUCCAGCCCGCUGCCGUUUGGCGUCCUUGUGGCGAGGCUUUUGUGAGCGAUACAGCUGCUGAUCAGGCGGAGGAGGUUGUUUAGAGUGGCUGUUUUGCCGGUGCGAUGCUUUCAUGGUGAGGGAGGAGCAUGGUGGAUUGAAUUGAGAUGGUCGUGCUGGGGCGAACUGUGUGACAAGGUGCAGCAAAUGAGAGGUGAGAGUGGUAGGAUUUUGAUGGGGUUGUGGUAGCGACGUGGUCAUUGGGGUGGAUCGUGGAUUGUAGCAUUGUUCAAUCGAGGACCUCUUUCGGUUCUCAGUGUUCACGCAUCUGGUUUCGAUGAUCGGAAUCGGUUUGCGCUGUGGCUGUAGAGGGGUUAAAGAGGGUGAUUUGUAGUGUGUGCCUGAAAUUUAAUACAAUUCCUUACGAGCACAUGAGUCGAGGGAAUUAAGUUGGACGACGAGAAAGUUGUUGGAGACGCCAGAAGAGCACAGUUAGCGUAGCACCUCAAAACAAUGGACUCUCUGGGGGCUGGAGUUGGGGAAUUCCGAGCUGAGAAUCACAGCGAGGAUAUCGCUUCGAUUCUUACCGCAGCCCGGCGAAACUUGAAUGAAGGAAAUCCGGUGGCUGCCUUACAUGCUGUAGUUGCAGCCCUGCGCAGCAUGGGAGGGGAGGAAGCAGUUACUUUAGCAUUAAGAAGGGCUCGAGAAGUAUACGAGAAUGGCACGAGGACAAACGAAGCUACUGACGAAAUUACAGUAUUAUUUGCCCAAUGUGCCAUUUCCACGCUUCCUCUAAGCAUUCCAGACGUAUCAGAGCCAAUGUCAGUAGAAACAGGGUUACAAGGAGGUACGACGGACAACAGUCACAAUGGCGUUCGAACCUCCAUACUGGCGGAGACUGGCAGGGAACAGGUGGUUUAUGAUGCUUCGGUUGACGGGAGUAGCUUCUUGUGUCAACAAUGUGGUGGAGUUGUCAGCAAUGGACGAAGAGAUGAGCAUUUCGCUUAUUGGUGUUCUGUAGCUCUUCGAAAUUGAAAUGAAGAAGGUUCAGCAGCACCAGGAAAUUUUGCAGGCAUUUAAUGUUGAGCAAGGAGAACUGUCAUAGUUGGAGCACGAUGGCUACAAUAUGCUUUCAUAUAAAUGCAAAUAGCCAAUCAAGUAUUCAGCCUCGUACUACUUAACUCCUGCGACUACUUCGACAUAUUCCUGGGUAUUGAGGAACUCUAACUGUAAAAGAUGCUCAUGGCAUUCUGCAGCAUCACAAGGGUGGAUGUUGCGAGUGAAGAAGCUGACAGAAGCGCUUUGCAAAUAUGACCUCCGUAAGAAUUGACCAUAUACUGAAGUUAGCACACAAGUGGGUUCAUGAGUUGCUAGCUUGUGUGAGCAUAGCUUGUAUGCACGCAUAACGUGUGAUAAUGUUUUUCCUCUAAUGUAAUCAUUUUAAAAGAAGUAUACUUAUAUUAUUGGUUUGCAUACA